This is a messenger RNA of Aureobasidium vineae, 1599 nucleotides long. Lineage: Eukaryota; Fungi; Ascomycota; Dothideomycetes; Dothideales; Saccotheciaceae. The record is from the annotation of a GenBank genome assembly.
AUGUUCAUUCCUUCGUCGCCGCCGGUGCUCCCGGAUGAGGUUUUCAACGAGCCGCCGAGCUCGCCGCCGCUGCCGCCGGCCGCCUUUCCAUCUCGCAAGCGACAUGCAGCGUGGGAAGAUAGAGAAGAUAGCAGCAUGUCCAGUGAUCCCAUCUUCAGCGAGGACGCGUCAGAAGAAUCAGAAGUCACAGGGAUCAAACGCAAGCGCUUCGUGCGCGGCCCUUGGUACCAGCAUGCUCAAUCUCCGGCCGUGUCGCGUGUGCGAGGAGAGACGCGCAAGCCCGACAGCGGUGUCUGGCUAGGUUCCGACAGUUCGACCGACAGCAUUGGGAGCAGCAACCGUCGCAUGCAGAGCCUGACCUUCAAUGAGUACAUGCACAAGGGCGCCCCUCUUACUCAGCGCCAGACUCCAACCAAGCACCAAACUCCCACCAAGCCGAAAGACUCGAUCCAAGAACACGCCGCCACUAUCGUUUUCAAUUCCGUCGACGCUUGCAGAGAUUCGAUCGAUCUCUCUGAUAUGCACCUUGGUCGUAUCGACAACGAAACCCUCAAACCGCUCCACCAGCUUAUCCGCCUACCCGUCCCUAUCAACGACACCCAGAAGAUUACUGUCGAUCACUUCGCCCCACUUACUCCCAGCAUCAAGCUUUUCCUCUCCAAGAAUGACCUGCAGCAGCUACCGUCUGAGCUGUGGAACUUGGGCAAUCUGGCUGUCCUCAGCUUGCGCUCAAACUCCUUGACCGAAAUCUCACCCUCAAUCGGCCGCCUUCGCAACCUCCACGAGCUUAAUGUCGCUGGCAACCAGCUUCCCUUCCUUCCCUUCGAGCUACUCGCUCUGGUUGAGAACAAGCUUGUCCAGCUUUCCCUAAGUCCAAAUCCCUUCGUACAGCCUCUACCUCUGCCGACUUCGACCAUGCUUAGAAACGUUCCUUCCAGACGCGACGACUGCUUGCGCGAACUACAACGUCUACGCGCACGCUGUCCUGAAAUCGACAAGACUCAGCCGUCGCAUGAGGCUUUGCUGCAUCGUCUCUAUGCCUCUCGACUCCACGCCGCUUCUCAAGAGCUCAAAUCCACAUCGACUUACGUCGCUUCAUCGUCGACGUCUUUCUUCGAGAUUGAUGGUUCGGUCGUCCGUCCCCGCUUCCGCGCAUAUACCGCACAUGCCAGACCAGAUCAUUCCGCUUCAUUCAAUCCCCCUUCGCCACCUUCAUCCGUGCGGUCUGCCGCACCUUCUCUUUUUGAAUUGAGUGCACGCGCUUGUGCUCGUUCCCAAUACGUGGGACAACUGUCUACACUUCUCCCCGAAGAUGCGUCUCCACCUGUCAAUACGGCAAUCAGCAAGGUCAUGGAAAGCAAGGAAAUAGGUAUGCAACACUGUUCUGUUUGCAACAAGCAGUUUCUUGUGCCCAGAGCACAAUGGGUCGACUAUUACUACGUUGGACCUGGUAGUGAGAUGUGCUCCCCUAGUGAAUUGUUCAGGCCGUUCGUGCGCAGGGCUUGCUCUUGGAUUUGCGUUGGUCGUUUGAACGAACAAAGAGAGAAGCACUGGGAAGAUUGCGAGAAACACAUUCUGGAAUUGGCACGGUUCAUGUAA